GUCUAAUAUUAAAUCAUGACAGCACUUCUUAAAAGGCUAAAAACGUUUGCUUUGGCUGCAUUCGUUUUAUUCAUUUGUGUCGCUUGUCAAAAUUCCCAACGAUCCUUGUUUAAAAUAUGCGAUGACGAAGAGCUUAUAACAGCGAAAAUGGGUUCAAUUGUCAACAACGAAGGCCAGGAUUGUACAAGAAUAAUAAAGGCUCCCCAUGGUUGGCGGAUUGUCUUUCUUCUGCAUGAUUUGUUUAUAUCCGAUGGAGAUACAAAUAUUCAUGAUGGCGGUAGGAGGGAAGAUACUUUGAAGUAUACUGUUCCUGUUGGACAUGUAAUCAGUGGGGUGAGUUUUUACUCCUCGAGCAAUGCGUUAUUAAUACAUGUAGACAAAAGUUUGAAUCAAAAUAAUAAGCUUAAUGCAUCGUUUCAAAUGUUAUUAAAUAAUCCUAAAAAAUGCAGCUGCCCUCCGGUGGUUAAUGGAAAUACGGUAUGUAGCUUUCCACCUUAUGACAACAGUGGGAUAUUUUACAUAAAUUCAGAUCCGCUGGAUAAAGUUUGUACCACUACAUGUGAUGCUGGUCAUGAAACUUCUGAACGGCGUUACUAUUCUCAUAAAACUAUUGAGUACAAAUGUAAUUUGGACGCUAAGCAGAUGUUUUCCAAUUGGAUGUCAACCAAACGUCGUUUGCUAUCCAAUAUAUUCAAUCCAAAAUUAAUUUCGUGCAAGAUGGUCAUUCCUGCUACCCAAGUUCUCACAGUCAACACGUUUGUUUACAUGAACAUUCAUUGUAAUGUGGUCAAUACCACCAUGAUUACCAAAGAUGUCAGGAAUUUUCUUGUUAAAAAUCAUUCAGAUAUGAAUUAUUUUGGGGAAUGUUUCAAAGCAAACACUGAAAAUUGCUCAGUAAAUCCUGUUGUUGUAACAUGUUCAUCUGUGUCCAAUAACUCAAGCAACUCUCAAAUAAGGAUGGAAGUCCGUGAUAAUGUGAACAACAAUGAAAAUGGCACAUUAACAAGUGAGCUUUUUCAUUUGCUGUUUGAUGAUUUCUCAAAAAACUUUUCUAAGAAAUUAAAGCACUUUGUUGUCAACUAUCUUGUCAUUGGAAAUACAACAGCCAUGUCUUUCAGAAAUAUUGGUAAUUUGGCAAACACAAUUUGUCCAAAAAAUCAUGCAUCUCUUGCUAGCAGAAAGUGCAUUCAAUGCCCUCAACAUUCUUUUGGGAAGAUUGAUAAAGAUUUCUACUUAUCAUUUUGUGAGAUUUGUCCCAAAGGCAAAAGACGCCUCCCUAAUGAGACCAUAUGUAUAAAUGGCAGUCAAAUAUACCCAGAAUCAUCCAAUAACAAUUGUGUUCAUAAAUGUGAAUUGGGAAAAUAUUUUAACAACGCUUCUGGUUUGUGUGAGUGGUGUGAUUACGGUUAUUACCAAAACUCUUUGACUGCAUUAAAUCCAGUUUGUCACAAAUGUCCUGAAGACAACACAACAGCAUUUGUUGGAGCACAUGAUGUAACAAGUUGCAUGCAAAAAUGUCAAAAAGGCCAAUAUGCUCAACAUCUUAGGUGCAAUGAUUGUGCUUUGGGAUAUUACUUACCAUACGAAGGCAAUAGAUUCAGAAAAUGUUACAAGUGUCCUUCAGGAAACACAACGUUGCAGGUUGCAACCGUUAAUAUAACGGGCUGUGUUGAAAAAUGUACCCUAGGGCAAUAUUUUAAUAUUACUCAAAGGAAAUGUGUGUUAUGUGCAAACAACACCUACCAGGAUGUUGUUAAAGAUGGAAAUAAUAGGUUUUGUAAAACUUGUCCUCCCAACAGCAUUACAUUAUCUAUUGGAUCUUCUUCAAUAUCAGCAUGUCUUGGUCCUUGUAACGCUGGAGAAUAUUUAGACAUUGUGUCACAGACAUGUAAAUCAUGUCCCUUGAACACGUACAAUGAGGAAAGUAACCGCACAUUUUUCUCAUGUACGUUGUGUCCAAAACAUCAGAUUACAUCAAAUGAAGGCUCUAACAAUCAAUCUCGCUGCAUUUACCAAUGUAUCGUCGGAGAGUACUUUAAUCUUACAACAGAAACAUGUAGAAAGUGUCCAAACAAUACCUACCAAGAUGUUCCCGGUCAAAGUAAUUGCAAACAAUGUAAUGGAAAUACAUUUACAUUAACAGCCGGUUCCAAAACUUGUAUCUCUCCAUGUCGUUUGGGUGAAUAUCUGAACAAGUCUUCUAAAGCAUGUGAAAAGUGCCCUAUUGGUUAUUUCCAAAAUCAUACUAAUUAUGUAGGAAGUGAAUGUUUCCCAUGCCCAGUUGAUUUCUAUACAGAUGCCAUUGGUAGCUUCAACUGUAGCUCGUGCUCUUAUGGAUACGUUACUGUUGUUCGUGCGAGCACAUCGAUGUUCGAUUGUGUUGAAAAAUGUGAAAUGGGUUAUUUUCUUAAUCAUACUUUACGUGUUUGUGAAAAAUGUCCCAUAGGAUCAUAUCAAGACUUACGAAUGUACAGACAAGAGUCGUGCACGAGUUGUGGUAGGGCAAACCUGACUACGUUGGAGAGAGGAGCUAAGUCACGUGAACAAUGUGUUGGUUACUGUGCAUCAUCACCUUGCUUUAAUGGUGCUAAAUGUACCAACGUGGAAAAUGGUUUUAACUGCACUUGUGGUCUUCAUCUUGCUGGAAAACAAUGUGAAACUAUCGUCGAUGUUGUUGACACUGACAAAAUGACUAUAUCUGUCAUAAUUACCAGUUUGGUCUGGAACAACGCGUUGAAUGAUAAAGACAGCGAACAGUUUAAGAUCCUCGCGCAUAGAAUUGAAAAUGAAAUGCGAAAUUUAUUUAGGAAUGACACUUCGUUUCGUACCGUCAAAGCAUUAGAGUUCAGAGAAGGAAGUGUGAUUUGUUUAUUUGAAGUGAACUAUGUUGCCGGUAUAGCCUUCAAUAGUCCAUUCGAUACGGUUACUAACGCUAUUAUCGAUGGUAAAUUAGGUAGCUUUUCCGUCAACAAAACGUCACUAAGUUUGCUCAAUGAAACGUGUGGUACUCCACUAGGAAUGGAAAAUGGUAGAAUUCCAAAUAGUGCACUUUCUUCAGCAAACAAAGAUAAUAUUCAUCCAUUUACUAAUGCUCGUCUUCAUCAUAACGGUCCCGGAUGGACUCCAAGAGUUUAUCGUAUUGAAGAUGCUUAUCUUCAAGUUGAUUUUGGUUUGAUUGUUCAGUUGACAGGAAUUGCAACUCAAGGUUCAUCGUACGAUGGUGGUAAUUGGUUACUUGGCUAUAAUUUUAAUUAUAGCAUAAAUGGUGACGACUGGAUGGAGUACAAAGAAGAUACUGUUUUUUACAAGGGUUUUGGUGCAAACACAAAUGUCGAUGAUGUUGUUCGUAACAAUCUCAAAUAUCCAGUGAAGACACGAUAUGUUAGACUAAUAAAAUAUGUUACUUCACGCGUUCUGAGCUUUCGUUGUGAGUUCUACGGUUGUCCUAUAUCAAAAAAUGUAUUACCAUCAACCUAUUCAUCAACAUCUUCACCAACAGAGCCAACACACACUGAUGGUUCCACAGGUCCUUCACAUGACGGCGAUAACACUGGUCUGAUUAUUGGUGUUGUGGUUGCUGUUCUCGUUGUGUUUGUUGUCAUUGUCAUUAUUGUCGUUUAUUGUAAGAGAAAGAAAUCGCAUUCUUUUGGGUCGAAAGGAAUACCGCUGAAGCCAAUUACUUAAUGGCACUUCGUAAUUUAGAACAGUUCACAUUUUACUCUUGGUCAUAAAUUUUAAUUAUUGGUGAUCAUCUACAGUCAUCUACUGUCUUAUCUACUAAUGUAGCUGUUUUAUUUUUCACGGUAUUUCAAGUCAUGAUGAUAAUUUCAAGUAUUUCAAGUAAACACGGUAUUUCAAGUCAUAAUGAUAAUUUUGCAAUUAAAAUACAGAAUUGCUGCCUUCCUUUA
Molecule: messenger RNA, 3908 nt
Organism: Xenia sp. Carnegie-2017
Lineage: Eukaryota; Metazoa; Cnidaria; Anthozoa; Malacalcyonacea; Xeniidae
Exons: 3
Coding region: 16-3684 (1222 amino acids)
Biological process (GO): signal transduction
Cellular component (GO): cell surface
Source: RefSeq, a predicted model, not a curated record